GCGAUCACGUCAUCGAGCUGUGAGCGGCAGGAAGCUGCUCGUGCGGAAGCUUCAUUCGGGAGGCGGGAAGUUCAGUCAAACUUGUGGUUGUGUUGUGUUUUAUAAACAUUACAGCAUUUACACAAGAAACGUGCUGAUACACGUUUAAUACAGAGGCUGGAACAGGCCAGGCAUGAGCAGCCCACACCUGGACGAGUGGCAGAGGAGGUCCUUUGACAUUUCGUCUGGCUCCUGUACACCUGAACAGACGGCCGAUGCUUAUCGGGCACACGUCCUCUCCAUUCAGUAUGCAUGGGCGAGUGCUGAGCUCUCUCCGGCCGGAGCUGCCAGCCUGUUCAGGACCUACUCCGAGAGCUACGCUGCAGUCUUGGACUCGGACGACCCACGCAGAGGGCUCAACAACUACGCGGAGAGCGCCCUGCAUCUGGCCCGCAAUCAAAAGAACCACAGCGACAAAUGGGAGUCAUCCAUAACGAUCGAGAAUGUGUUCGAUCUGCCGUACGUGCAAAGGAUGAUGAAGACUGGUGCAGUCCCAGUGGAUCCAGCAGAUGUUAACAUCACUGUUGGUGGUGAGGUCAGUGGGGGUGGGGAGAAAGACAGUGCUUUCUCUGGUCCUUCCUCUGGCUUAAAACGAGAGCCUCUGUCUCACGGGCUUGCAGUGCCUCCACCCAGAGCUGAGAUGGGAAGGGGGGUCGGUAACCCACUUAGCAGUACUGUGGAGUGGGCCAGAGGAUGUGAAGGAGCCCCUCUGUGUCCUCCCCUGGCACAAAAUGCUCCAAGAGUUCCAACAGGAUCUACACCCAUCUUUGGCCACAACAAUUUAAAUUCCACAGGCAAUGCUAGUUCUAGUGUGGGUUACACAAGUGGGCCUAAUGUGCAUAAUCAGCCUGUGUUCUUUUCCUCCACAAACCCCUCCAAGAGGAAGAACUUCUACAGCUCAGGAACUGAAAGCAACAGAAGCUCAUUCCCAUCACAUGGGGAGCAGGAACCGCGAGGUGGAGGACGGAGAGGAGAGGAAGGUGUCAGCACUAACUUUAGAACUGCACGGGAGCAGUUUAUUGUUGACCAGCAAAAAAAGCAUUCCCAUCAGGGCCAGCGAGCCUCAGCAGCUAACGUUGCUACAAUCACCAAAAAAUGCCUUGGGGCAAAUCGGUCACGUGGGGCCUUCUCCAAAUUUGUCUCUCCCAUGCCAAAACAAGAGGAGGAAAGUAACUCCAAGGACAACCCACCGGAAGAUGCGCAGUCUGUUGACGAGCGACUAAAGAACUUUGAGCCCAAGAUCAUAGAGCUGAUCAUGAGUGAGAUCAUGGACCAUGGCCCCCCUGUGGCUUGGGAUGAUAUUGCUGGCCUGGAGUUUGCCAAAGCCACGAUCAAAGAGAUUGUAGUGUGGCCCAUGUUGAGGCCUGAUAUCUUCACUGGCCUUAGAGGUCCACCUAAGGGCAUCCUUCUCUUUGGUCCACCAGGCACUGGGAAAACCCUCAUAGGUAAGUGCAUUGCCUGCCAGUCCGGAGCCACUUUCUUCAGCAUCAGCGCCUCGUCUCUUACUUCAAAGUGGGUUGGAGAGGGCGAGAAGAUGGUACGUGCGCUCUUUGCCAUUGCACGUUGUCACCAGCCUGCGGUCAUCUUCAUAGAUGAGAUUGAUUCCCUUCUUUCCCAGCGCACAGACGGAGAGCACGACUCAUCCCGUCGGAUCAAAACAGAGUUUCUCGUUCAGUUGGAUGGAGCCGCCACCUCAGCAGAAGAUCGCAUCCUUGUGGUUGGAGCCACCAACCGGCCGCAGGAGAUUGAUGAAGCAGCCCGCCGUCGCCUGGCCAAGCGACUUUACAUCCCUCUCCCAGAGGCAGAGGCUCGGCAUCAGAUAGUGACUAAUCUCAUGUCCCGCGAGAAAAGCCAGCUUGAAGCAGAUGAGAUGGAGAAGGUAGUGCUAGGUACAGAAGGGUUUUCGGGUGCGGAUAUGACACAGCUGUGUCGUGAAGCAGCACUAGGCCCCAUACGAAGCAUUUGUCUUAGUGACAUUGCUACCAUCACAGCAGAUCAGGUUAGGCCCAUACUCUACAGCGACUUCCAGGAGGCUCUUAAAACAGUGCGGCCCAGUGUCUCCUCUAAAGAUCUCGAGCUAUAUGAAGAGUGGAACAAGACUUUUGGCUGUGGUCGUUGAACACGGCAGUGUUUUUUUUAUACUGAUUGACCGUUUAAUUUUACAGUAGUAUUACUAAAAUGUUGUGUUGGGGUUGUAUGAAAAUGCAAUCCUUGGAAAAAAAUGGAUCAUUUUUGUUAUGAAGAUGUUCUUGAAACUGACUUACUAAAAUUAUAUGUCCUUAAUAUGACUGCAGUAAUGUACUUCAUAUAAAUAAAGAUAUAUUAAUACACACAGGGUGGAUAUGAUGACUCAACCCAGCUCUCAUCAUCUUGUAAAAUAUAGUUACUUGUUACUGUAUUCAUUGCCUCAAAAUUAGCAUACCGCAGUUGUAUGUUCCUGAAAACAGUUGCAUCACCUAAGUGGAGCUGCAACUGUUUUCCCUCUAAUACAGAGGAAAUGUGCCAAGUUAGCACUAAAAGGGAACAUGGGGUCUUGAGGCUGUUAUUUCCUUCUGAACACACUUUAUCCAAAGGGGAACUGUCAGCUAGUACAAUGUUCAGGCAGCCCUACCCUCUGUGUUCACAGAAUGAAUUCAACGGUUAUCCAUGUUAACCUGCCCUCAGUCCUGUAGAGAAAGAGCAUUGAACACCUUAGGGCCAACUCUUCCAUUAUGUUAUCUUGGGGAAUGGAUUUGGAGGGGAAGUUGGGCAACACUGCAGGCAUUCUGGUCUUAUGAUAAGAGUUACCCACAGAUCAACUCUUGCAGUGCUCUUCCUGUCGCUAAGCCAAUGUGGUCUCGGACCACGAUGGUAAAGCAAGAGAAUGGCUUUGUACCAUGGAUGGGGGUUUUAAAAAUAUGGACUUGAAAUACUUAAUCCCCUAGCGACAAGUCUGUUGGUUUAGUUUUGUCAGUUACACAUUGUACAAAUUGCCUGUAGAGAACUACAUCGAUUUGGAGUUUGUUUGCAGUGAUUUUUUACC
Molecule: messenger RNA, 3061 nt
Organism: Myxocyprinus asiaticus (Chinese sucker)
Lineage: Eukaryota; Metazoa; Chordata; Actinopteri; Cypriniformes; Catostomidae
Gene: fignl1
Product: fidgetin-like 1
Exons: 2
Coding region: 173-2158 (661 amino acids)
Molecular function (GO): ATP hydrolysis activity; microtubule severing ATPase activity; ATP binding
Source: RefSeq, a predicted model, not a curated record